CAAGCCAGUCAUCAACUCAGUUCACCAGGAAGUUUUAAAAUAAUUUGUUUUUUUAAAUUGGGAUGUGAUUAUAUAUUUGCCAGUUGAAUACUUGACAGUCAGCUGGUCAUGUCAACUCUGUACAUAUAGCGGCAGGCUGCAUUUGAUGGACAACACAGGCACCAUUAAUUUAGUCAAGUCUGAUCAUGGACCCCCGUACCAGUGCCCAGGACGUGAUGCGAUGUGACCUUUGUAAAACCGCUGUGGUAGAAAUGCACUGUGAUACUUGUCUUGUCAACCUGUGUAAGGCCUGUGUAGGAGAACACAUGAUAUCUGAUGAAUCAAAAAAUCAUGAAAUUGUACGAUUUAUUCUUAGAAAAACUACACCCAUUUACCCUGUUUGCAAAACUCAUGUCAAAGAACGAUGUGAAAUGUACUGUAAGUAUUGCGACAUUCCUAUGUGUGUCACCUGCCUUGCUUCCGAUCAACAUCUAGGUCAUAAAUUAUUAAAAAUCUUACAAGUUCUUAAUGAAAAGAAGGUUACGAUCAAAAAAGAACAAAUUGAGCUAAAUGAGACAAUAUACCCAACCUACCAGGACAUUGCCUCUGAUGUACAAAACAGAAUGAGUCAGUUAGAAAAGGAAUAUGGAGAUCUCUCAACAGCCAUAACGAAACAUGGAGAGGACUGGCACAGAGAAAUUGACAAACUUGUCAAGAAACUUAAAGCUGAAGUUGAUGAGAUGAAAAACACACAGUUACAAACUCUACAGAAACAUCUGGGUAAAAUAAAAAAGAACAUUUCUGAAAUCAAGAAUAUGUUGGAGUUAAUUAAUACUGCUAUGGAAUCCAAUGAAAUUUCAAAACUAUUCAGCAUAACAACUGAUAUAGAUAAACACAGAAAUCUUCCGGAGAAAAUAGAGCCCUCCUUACCAAAAUUUACUCUAGCAAGAAUGCAAAGAGAAAAACUUGUUAAAUUCUUUGGCACCUUAUCAUCAAGUUCUUUGACUUCUGACAAACAUGGCUACAGCAUGAAGACAACACAGAAAUUACCAGAAGCUGGAUCCUCUCCUCCAGUCAAACAGCUGCUUGAUGAACCAGAGACUGUCACCACCAUAAGCACUGGGUAUAACAAAGCUGGACCCUCUCCUCCAGUCAAACAGCUGCUUGAUCAACCAAAAUGUGUCAUUUCCGCAGUCACAGGGUAUGAGAGGCUUUAUUAUGUAGCCUGUCUGAGAAAUGAAGAAAUCUGGGCAAGUGGAAACGAUAAAACCAUGAAGCUUUUCAGCUUCACUCAACGAUCGCUACUCAAGUCAAUCAGAACCAAGUCAGGGAACGAACCAGAGGGCUUAACAGUGACAAAAAGUGGAGAUCUGGUUUAUAUUGAUGAUAGCGAUAGAACUGUGAACAUUGUGAAAAAUGAGAAGAUAGAGGAGGUGAUCAGACUACAGAACUGGGAACCUCUUGGUGUCUGUAGUACCUCAUCUGGUGACCUCCUGGUUGUCAUGGACACCUAUGACAACAAACAAUCAAAGGUUGUCCGUUACUAUGGCUCCACAAAGAAACAAACCAUUCAGUUUGAUGAUGAAGGUAAACCACUUUAUUCAUCAUCAAGAAGUAUUUUUUUAAUUGAAUAUAAAUACAUCAGUGAGAACAGGAACCUGGAUAUCUGCAUGUCUGACAGUGGAGCUAAAGCAGUAGUGGUGGUCAAUCAGGCCGGGAAACUGAGAUUCAGGUACACUGGACAUACUCCUGCUCCAAAGAAUGAACCAUUCCGUCCAGUAGGAAUCGCCACAGACAGUGAAAGUCACAUCCUUACAGCUGAUUAUAACAAUGAUUGCAUCCACAUCAUAGACCAGGAUGGACAAUUCCUUCGCUAUAUAAAUUGUACUCUUAGUAACCCCAUGGGACUUUGUACAGAUACAAAUGACACUAUGUUUGUAGCCCAGUGUGAAGGAAAAGUGACGAAAAUCAAAUAUUUACAGUGAAACCACAACUAAUGCAUUUAAGAUCAUUGGCAACGAAGGGUUUCCGGAGAAAAAAGGUUUAUACCCAGGUUUUUUCACUUAUGAAAAAAAGUCAUUGAGAGUGAUCUCCCGUAUGAAAUUCUCUAGACGCUGAAAACAAAUAAAGCAUAUGUUACAGUCUGAGAGGUAAACAAAAGCACGUGUGUUUUUUUUAUCGGAUAUAUUCAACUCUACAGUACUAAAAGAAAAGCAGCAAUGGGUUUGUUUACAUUGUGUUGAGGGGGCAGACAGUUAACAGGUUGUCAUUUAGAAUAGGUAAAUGAAUGCUGGAAGUGGAAGGUGCAAAGAUGUGAAAUAAUUAUGCUGAAAGUGUUGAUUGCUAGGUGGAACG
Messenger RNA from Saccostrea cuccullata (small rock oyster), 2334 nucleotides. Its product is annotated as pyrin-like. Gene Ontology annotation, biological process: proteasome-mediated ubiquitin-dependent protein catabolic process; protein polyubiquitination. The coding region runs from base 186 to 1964 and encodes 592 amino acids. The transcript has 3 exons. Gene Ontology annotation, molecular function: zinc ion binding; protein binding; ubiquitin protein ligase activity. Lineage: Eukaryota; Metazoa; Mollusca; Bivalvia; Ostreida; Ostreidae. The record is from RefSeq and is a predicted model, not a curated record.